ACAGCUUUCCACUCCUAUUCUGGCAGGUCACCAGUUAUGCUUCUCGUGAAUUCAUUCUCUUCACCCAGUGUGUCGUGCGCUUAGCCGUGCACUCACUGUUUCCAUUUCCAAGAGGAAAGGGACGUCUUUAUCGUUUAUCUCCCAUAUCUUUGAUUCAUGGUCUUUUCGUGUUCUUGAUCGGCCGUACGGCCUUUUGUUUCCUUCGUGUUGUUUGUUUGAAGCGACUGCCUUUUAAUUCACCGCCGCGACUGGAAUCGCCUUGACUCGACCGUUUGAAACGAUGUCGAUACCAACAAACCUACCGGAGGGGGCUUCAAUCACAACCAUCAACGGGAAGCAAUGUACGGCAGUGCCCAAGGCAAAGGUGCAGGGCCUGGCGACGGGGAACGGGCAGGCUCUGCAAACUGAACAGACGACGUCAACAUCUAGUAGUUCAACAUCUAGUUCAACAUCAAGCUCAACAUCGAACUCAAUUUCAUUUUCUACCAGUACGAGCUCCGCUUUAACGGAGGCACAACCAACAACGACCACACAAGUCCAAGCUCCGCCAGCCUCAGUCCCAGUCCAGGAAACCAUCGCGCCGCCAGCUCCGGAUGUUACUACCACGCCAACUCCAACACCAACACCGACAACGUCGGUGGCCGUGCUAGCAACAUCACUACCUCCAGAAUCUAUUGUCACCCCUGAUGCCACUGCUGAUACGGCUACGGCAGGCAACGGAUUUAUAACAACGACAGGGACUGCGACAAUAACGGAUUCAACAGGAACAGCUACAGCCGGCUCCGGUGAGACUUCAUCCACAAAUUCUGGUGCCAUAGCCAAUAUCGGCAGCAAUGCCGCCAGCACGCGAAGGACGGUGGCGGUAGCAGGAGGUGUCAUUGGAGGGUUGGUCGCCGUCUCGCUGAUAGUAUUCUUUGUGUGGCUCUGGAAGAAGAAGAUGAUUAAGAAGCGGAGGAGCACCUCGUUGACGCCUCUGACACCAGGACCAGGAUUCGGUGCGGAUGAGAAGAGAACAUACGCGAUUAGCCAGGACUCCAUUGGACCGACGCCGGUAUUUGUCAAGAUCAAGGCCGCAUUGGGAGAGAACAUGAAGAGGAUCCAGGACGGGCUCGGGAGCAUCGUGGGACGGUCUAGUUCGCGUGGCAUCAACCUGAACAGGGGCAACUCUCAGUUCAUGGAAGUGCCAACGCAUAGUCGUGAGAACUCGACGGUCGGUGUAGUGGGUGGCACACUCACGAGAAAAGACCGAUACCUCAAUUGGUGGAGCCGCUUCAACGAAGACGCCAAGUUCAACUGGAGGAUACGAGGAGGACCGAAACGCGCCAACAACGACUCCUACACUGCCACACGGGGCAUGUCGAAGACCAAGACCAAGGCAGGAGGACAACCAGACUUCCUGACGUUACUCAGCAUGGACGACCAGCAGCUGGAAGCACAAGAAAACCAGGGCAGCAACAGGAAAAUUGGCAAGCGUCGUUCCACCAUACCUGGAGCUGGUGAUCACUUCCUAGGCUCUCUGGGACUCAACUUCGACUCGAACCCCUUUGCGGACUCCAACUCGAUGCUGCACGACUCGGCCCGGCCAUCACCCUUAAUCGUCCCCGGGCAAAAUAACCCCUUCUCGGAUAUGAACGCCAUCCGACAACCGCGAGCAACGCGACCCGUCGGGCCUGCCACUUACGUGCAAAACAUGCGCCAAUCGCGCGGCCAGUCUGUGGGCGGAGCCACUUCGCGCCCGCCGAGUACGAACACUAACGGCAACGGUGCCCGCAUGGACAGCCUGUACCGCGACUCAGCAACAUCCGUCGACUCCUUUGCUACGCGGCGAAACAAGUUUCGCUCCGACCCCUUCGACCUCGACCGUCCCGAGCUGCUGUCCUCGUCCGCCGAAUCCAACGAACGGUUUUUCGGCGACUUAGAGGGACAGAACCCCCCGCCUCGUGCUCACGUCCGCACAUCGAGUUACAGCAGCAAAUACUCGAGCGGCAUGGAGAGCGUGAGCGAAUGGAGUGAUCCAGGGCCUGACGUCGGGCCCGCGAGUACAAGGUGGGAUAGCCCUACUCCCACAGGGGAGAGGACUGUGCCGCUGUGGCUGGGACCGGGAUUGCAUCGCAAGAGCGCUUCUAGUCAGGGGAGUGUUGGAAAGGCUUUGUAGGAUAUUCUUAUUAGUAGUGUUUACCCUGGGUGGGUAUAUGUCGAAAAUGGAUGACUGGGGCUGGUUACAUAUCGGGUUGAAUGAGUGUGUCUUUGUUCCUGUCUAUAUAUAUACGUCCGAAUUACGAAAUUUCAGACUGCACGUGUCAUGGUUAUACCAAAAGCUUGGGAAGGGGUUCGGUCAGCGUGGCGUGGUUGGGUGACGGGUGAUGCUGUUCAACGACGAUGGCGGAGUCCAGGGGCGUUCGUUUUUAAUACCUGGGACACAUAGCCAUACCGUACUAACCUAUACCAUCACUUGUACUUCUUCAAGAAAG
Messenger RNA from Pseudomassariella vexata, 2471 nucleotides. RefSeq lists its product as uncharacterized. Bases 281 to 2155 code for a protein of 624 amino acids. The transcript has 2 exons. Lineage: Eukaryota; Fungi; Ascomycota; Sordariomycetes; Amphisphaeriales; Pseudomassariaceae. The record is from RefSeq and is a predicted model, not a curated record.